Messenger RNA from Antechinus flavipes (yellow-footed antechinus), 1588 nucleotides. RefSeq names its product small cysteine and glycine repeat-containing protein 5-like. The record is from RefSeq and is a predicted model, not a curated record. Lineage: Eukaryota; Metazoa; Chordata; Mammalia; Dasyuromorphia; Dasyuridae. The transcript has a single exon. Bases 733 to 1104 code for a protein of 123 amino acids.
UUCACAAUUCAUUUCCUAAAUUUUCUUUACCAGGGAUUUUAUCCCAUUUUUUUUUUUCAGGGAUAUAUGGAAGCUUGAAAAUGGAGACAAGAGAAAAAAAAAUCAUCCUUUUAGGGAAGAAAAUGGAAUUUGUAAGAGUGAAUGUAAAAUAAAUAUGGUUUACAGAAUAACAUGAAUAUAAUGUGAAGAGUAAACACUUGUAAAAGUGUACAUUUGAAAUGCCUACAUUUUAGACUCAGUCUUUAGUGAAAGUAACAUUUUCCUAGUUUAGGAGAUAGCUUUUGAAAGUCUUGAGAGAAGAUAGUUUUACAUUGGGAGAGAACCCUAGUAAUCAUUGAAAAGGAUAUUGCCAUUCUGCUCUUUAUUUCAAGGUAGAUGAUUUCGCAUAUGAGUUUGGGACUUUCUUUUAAGAAACAUCUCUGAAAAAAAGUAAUGGUUUACCAUGAAGAAUUCUAGGAUUUUGUUUUGAACAUUCUUUGAAUACAUUUAUAUAACAAAUUAUUUGGGACUAACUAAAAUAAGCAAUUUAAUGAAGCUGAAAAGUCACAUAAGGAAGUAAACAAAACGUGUUUCCCAUAGAAAAUGAAAUAAACAGCAGUGUCAUGUGUCCUGAGCAGUAGCCCCCCAGGAUAGUAUUUAAGGGCUGCCCUGUAGCAAAAGAGCAUCAAACUUCACUCACCUCUCCUGAUUCCUCUCUCUCCUCAUCUCAUCUGAACCCUUUUGACUGACACUAUGGGUUGCUGUGGCUGUAGAGGAAGUUGUACCACCUGCAAUAGCUGCGGUGGCUGCGGCUGUGGCGGCUGUGGUGGCUGCGGCUGUGGCGGCUGUGGCUGUGGAGGCUGCGGCGGCUGUGGCAAUUGCUGUACCACCUGUACCUGCCGCCGUGUAGGCUGUUGCUCUGGCUGCUGCCCCUGCUGCUGUGGCUGCUGUGGGGGCUGCUGCAGCCCUACAGUGGUCUGCUGCCGCCGCACCUGCUGCUGUGGUGGCUGUGGUGGCUGUGGCUGUGGCUGUGGCUGUGGUAAGGGAUGUGGCUGUUGCAAGGGCUGCUGCCAACAGAAAUGUUGCUGCCAGCAGUGCUGCUGUAAGAAGCAAUGCUGCUGCUAGGUGGGAGUGAGCAGAGACUGGCUUCCCAGAAGGAACUUCUGGAGAUUUAUGUAUAGCAUAAAGGUAAGAUUUUCUCCUUUUGCAUACAAUCUGCUCCUCUAUGACAUGCAUGCAAUCAGUAAUUAUAUAUUUAGACCUUUAAACUGUUGUGUAUCAUGGCAGAUUUUGUGGCUUUGUUCCAUGUGUAAAAGGAUAGUAUUAAUCUUUUGAUUUUUAAGUGCCAUAAGAGAAGUUUUAUAUAUUUAUACAUGUGUCUUUAUAUAUAUAUAUAUAUAUAUUUGAGUUGAACAAAAUGGUAUGAUUUCUAACAUUUUUUUCUUUUGAAAUGUAUAAUCCUUUAUAACUCUUACACUGGUAUUUCCGUUCUUUUUGUAUGUACCUUAUACUUUUUAUAAAUUUUCCCCUACUGCUAACAUGCACUAAUAGAUACAAGACCACCUUUUUAUAAAUAAACUCAAUAAACUAAACUAAACUUACAUUAAAA